UUCUGGGUCAGAGCAAAACGAUGUCUCGUGAUAAAGCUGACUGACCGUCACGCAAAGGUUUGCCUGAUCUUCAAGCUCAAAACAACCUCGGAUUUGUUGGUUUUUAUUUUCCUACUGAUCUAGAUUGUUUUGCCAAAUUCCAUCGGGAAGGAGAUGCCUCAGUGAUCGGCUGUUUAUGAUCAGCACGAUGUCAGGGAACAAUCUGGUUCUACCCAUUGUUCUAUGGGGCCGCACCGCUCCAACCCACUGUAUCAGCAGCCUGUUGGUGAUGGACGACUUCAGCACAAUCAUCACUGGCUGCCACGAUGGACAGAUCUGCCUUUGGGACCUGACGUCAGAGCUGGAGAUUUGUCCCAGGGCCAUGUUGUUUGGUCAUACAGCCUCCAUCACCUGUCUGUCGAAAGCCAGCGCCUGCUCAGAUAAACAGUACAUUGUCAGUGCAUCAGAGAGUGGGGAGAUGUGUCUAUGGGAUGUAAAUGACGGUCGCUGUAUUGAAUUUACAAAACUGGCUUGUGCUCACACCGGCAUACAGUUCUAUCAGUUCACGGUCAGCACGCAGCGAGAAGGUCGUCUGCUGUGUAAUGGCCACUACCCAGAGAUCCUUGUGGUGGACGCCACCAGUUUGGAGGUGCUAUACUCGCUGGUGUCCAAAAUAUCCCCCGACUGGAUCAGCUCCAUGAGUGUUAUCCGAUCACACCGCACACAAGAGGAUACAGUCGUGGCAGUGUCCGUGACGGGCAUUUUGAAAGUCUGGAUCAUCACAGCAGAGGUCAACAGGAUGCAGGACCUGGACCCGGUGUUCGAAGAAGAAUCCAAACCCAUAUAUUGUCAGGGCUGUCAGAGUAUUUCCUUCUGUACCUUCACUCAGAGCAGCCUGCUGGUGGUCUGCUCCAAGUUCUGGAAGGUUUUUGAUGCAGGUGACUAUUCGCUGCUCUGCUCCGUGCCCAGUGACAAUGACAAGGCUUGGGCUGGCGGAGAGUUCAUUGCAGCCGACAAAGUCAUCAUCUGGACUGAAGACGGCUGUAGUUACAUCUAUAACCUACCGGCCAGCUGUCUCCCCGCUAGUGUACAUUUCCGAAGCGACGUGGGCAAAAAAGAAGGCUCAAUACCGCCGCUGGUCUACAGCAUCGAGAAUCUAACAGACAAACAGCUCCUGAUAUGUCCUCCUGUGACUUGCUUCUUCUUUGGUCGACGGGAGCCCUUCCACAAGUUACUGAUCCAGGGAGACUCUGCGGGCAGACUGUCUUUGUGGAGCAUCCCGGAUUCUUCGCCUCCACAGCCACUGUCCACUCCGGCGGAGCUGCAGGUCUCAUCCACCAUCAGUCUCCAAGAGGCAUUUGAUAAAUUGAUUCCCGUGUCCUCCGGUAUCAUUGACCAGCUCAGCCUCCUCCCCAGCAAAGAGGAACCGAUUAAGGUGACGGCCAGCGUCUACAUCCCCUCGCAGGGUCGACUGGUGUGCGGGAGAGAAGACGGCAGCAUUAUUUUGGUUCCUGCUACUCAGACUGCAAUCGUUCAGUUGCUGCAGGGAGAACACAUGCUUAGAAGAGGAUGGCCACCCCAUCGCACGCUCCGAGGUCACAGGAAUAAGGUGACGUGUGUCCUGUAUCCGUACCAGAUCUCGCCCCGCUACGACCAGCGUUCUUUGGUGUCGGGAGGGGUGGACUUCUCUGUCAUCGUGUGGGACAUUUUCACCGGAGAGAUGAAGCACAUUUUCUGCGUGCAUGGAGGAGAGAUCACCCAGCUCAUCGUCCCUCCAGAAAACUGCAGCACUCGGGCGCAACACUGCGUCUGCUCCGUGGCCAGUGACCACUCGGUUGGCCUGCUCAGCCUUCGGGAAAGGAAGUGCAUCAUGCUUGCGUCACGGCACCUGUUCCCCAUCCAAGUCAUCAAGUGGCGCCCCGCUGAUGAUUACCUCGUUGUCGGAUGCUCCGAUGGCUCCGUUUAUGUCUGGCAGAUGGAUACAGGGGCCUUGGACCGUUGCGUGAUGGGUAUUACUGCAGUCGAGAUACUCAAUGCCUGCGAUGAGCUGGCUCCGGCCACCGUGGACGCCCUGAGCCAUUCGGCAGUGAACCUGAAGCAGGCAAUGACACGCCGGAGCCUGGCGGCACUGAAGAACAUGGCUCAGCACAAACUGCAAACACUCGCCACCAAUCUGCUGGCGGCAGACAACGCUGACAAGGGAAACCUGCCCAAAUAUUCUCACAAUGCACUGGUGGUCCAGGCAAUGAAGACCAACCUCACGGAUCCUGACAUGCACGUGCUGUUCUUUGACGUGGAAGCCGUGAUCAUCCAGUUGCUAACGGAAGAAGCUCAGAGGCCAAAUCCCAUGCUGGUGUCCCCUGAGACGCUGCAGAAAAGCCAGGCUGGCGCUGACAAGGGAGGCUCUUUCCUGGCCAACAAGAUCUUCAAGCAGGUAAAAGAAACAAUGAAGGAGACCAUCAAGGAGCACCUUUUGGACGAAGAUGACGAAGAGGAGGAGGAGAUGAGGAGGCGCGAGGAGAAGUCAAAGUCCUUGAGUCUUCUGGAGUACAACCUUACAAUGGACACCGCCAAACUCUUCAUGUCCUGCUUGCAUGCCUGGGGUCUCAACGAGCAGCUGGACGGUAUCUGUCUGGAAAGACUUGGGAUGCUUAGGCCACACUGCCCCAUUUCUUUUGGUCUCAUCUCCAGGGGAGGUCACAUGUCCCUCAUGCUGCCCACCUUCAAGGAGUCUUUGCUGCGGCAGUUGUCCCUCGCAACAGGCCGCAAACUGACUUUGUCAGACAUUGUUGGCAAGGGGACGUACGGCGUGUCAAGGGCGGUCACUACGCAUCACCUCCUGUCCGUCAUCUCGCUGGCCAACACGCUGAUGGGCAUGACCAAUGCCACCUUUGUCGGCGAGCAUAUGAAGAAGGCACCGGCCAGGCCUCCCAGACCAGGAGGAACCCCGGAGACUCCUCGUAGGACGCCGGCCACACCCCCUCAGCCCUCCAACCCGGCACUACAAGCCCAGAUCAAACAAGCUGCGGUAGCCACCACAGCCAGCACCAAAGUUUCUGCUACGUUCAACGGCGGGGCCCCGGGGGCUCCUGGGGUUGUUGUUCCUCAGAGGGCCCCGGGCUCCCCCGGCCCUGGUCCUGCUUCUCAUAGCAUCCCCUCGGUCAAUGAAGGUUGGAGCCAGCUGGCAGCAAUGCACUGUGUCAUGCUCCCUGACCUCUUGGGCCUCGAUAAGUUUAGACCUCCACUACUCGAAAUGCUGGCGAGGAGAUGGCAGGACCGCUGUCUCGAGGUACGUGAAGCAGCACAAGCUUUACUGCUGGCUGAGUUGAGAAGGAUCGGCCAAUCAGGGCGCAAGGACACCAUUGAUUUGUGGGCGCCUUACCUGCCUCAAUACGUGGACACAGUUAGCUCCCCCGGCGCAUCCACCGAACCCUCGACUGCGGCUCCGCCACCUCCUGAAGCGCAACCAAUUGAGGCCAAGGCUCCCGAGGAGGAAAUGGACGUCACUGAUGAUGACAUUACUGCAGGCUGCCUCUCGAACCUUCCGCCGAAUGCCAAGAAAAUCUCCAAUUCGUACGAGGAGCGCCGCAAACAGGCCACCGCCAUCGUGUUGCUGGGCGUCAUCGGGGCGGAGUUUGGGGCUGAGAUUGAACCUCCAAAAGGCGCCGCACGUACUCGGGCCGGCGGCCAGGUCCCCGAAGGCUUUGGACCAACGAGUGGCGGUUCUUCAAACUAUUCCCUGGCUCGACACACAUGUAAGGCCCUGACCUUCCUGCUACUGCAGCCCCCCAGCCCAAAGUUGCCACCGCACAGCACGAUCCGUCGCACCGCCAUCGAUCUGAUCGGCCGAGGCUUCACCGUGUGGGAGCCGUACAUGGACGUGUCUGCCGUGCUUAUGGGGCUGCUGGAACUCUGUGCUGAUGCCGAGAAGCAGCUGGCCAACAUUACCAUGGGUUUGCCGCUCAACCCACCGGCAGAUUCGGCGCGCUCUGCUCGACACGCCCUCUCGCUUAUUGCGACUGCCCGGCCGCCAGCCUUCAUCACCACCAUUGCGAGAGAGGUCCAUCGAUACAACGCAGCCCAGGCCAACUCUCAGUCACAGCAGAACGUUCACACCACCACUCUAGCCCGAGCCAAGACUGAAAUAUUGAGAGUGAUUGACAUCCUGAUCGAGAAGAUGCCUGGAGAUGUUGUAGACUUGCUCGUUGAGGUGAUGGAUAUCAUCAUGUACUGCAUCGAAGGAUCGCUGGUCAAGAAGAAAGGGUUGCAAGAGUGUUUUCCUGCUAUUUGCAAAUUCUACAUGGUGGGUUACUGCGACCGCAGUCACCGCAUUGCUGUCGGCGCUCGACAAGGUUCGGUGGCCCUCUAUGAUGUACGCACUGGAAAAUGCCAGAAUAUCCACGGUCAUAAGGGUCCGAUCACAGCAGUGUCGUUUGCCCCCGACGGCCGUUACCUGGCAACCUACUCCAACGCUGACAGUCACAUCUCCUUCUGGCAGAUGAACACCAGUCUGCUGGGAAGCAUCGGCAUGUUGAAUUCAGCCCCUCAGCUACGCUGCAUUAAGACCUACCAGGUCCCCCCCGUGCAGCCGGCAUCUCCCGGCUCCCAGAACCACUUGAAGCUGGCCCGCCUUAUCUGGACCUCCAACCGUAAUGUCAUCCUGAUGGCGCAUGAUGGCAAGGAGCACCGCUUCAUGGUUUAAAAGGGGAUUGGCAUCAACGUGGAGCUUCGAGGUUUUUUUGCGGUGAGCCCAACGGCGAAAAACCUAAUCGGGACUCUCGGUUUUAUUUUUCAAAAUCAUGUAGAAUGAGGCUCGGAUUUGAAGGCUUAAAAGCAAGCGCUCCGUUUUAAAUAGAAAUUAUCGGAAGAUUUACAGGUUUAUGUGUGUGUGUGUGUGUGUGUGUGUGUGUGUGUGUGUGUGUGUGUGUGUGUGUGUAUGAGUGUUUUAUCUCCCACAGUGAUGCUCAUGAAUGAAUUCACCUGCUAAUUUAUUUAUUGGCUGAAAAACAAGGCUAACGCUCUGAUGUAUGUUCAUGUUGUUUUAGUAAUUUAGAACUUCUAGUCAUUCCUAAUGAUUUGCUCGGUUUUUGUUUUUUCCUCCUUCGUCAUAGUUGGAGUCAGGAGUGGUCCAUGCAUUCCCCCCGCCCCCCCUCUUUUCUAUUUAUUUGAUGUCAGCCUGUAUGACGCUAGCAAAUUAGCUGUUAUUCAUUGUAACACUCAAUGAAGUCCCAACGUGUACAGUAUUAAUAUCCGAUAUUACAUAUCAUGCCGUCUCGUAUGAAUCUUGCACGUCUUAUUUGUUUCUCGUGGUGUAUGUGACUGGCUGAAUCCCCCGCGUGGGAACGACUUCCUCCGGUCAUCCGUGUUCAAAGAAACGUACCCAUUUGACGACAGAUUUACGAUCGCAAGAGCCUCUCGCCAUGUCUCCCAUCAGUCACCAAUGUAGCUUUUUGCACACGACAUUGCAACCGAAACAUGAAAUUGAUACAGUGGAAAAACAAAUGUGAUGAUUUUGGUUUUUUUUGUUUUUUUUUGUGCAAAUUAUCGUUACCGUCUGGACCUUUCUGCUUUGUGACGUGUUGCUUCAUGCAUUGUUUUAUGGAGAAAGACGUCGAUAUUUGCGUGGAUACGAUCUAUUUCUAAAGUGAUUGGGCCUGUGAGUGCAUUUGAACUGUGAUCUCAUUUAGGCAGUAAGAAUUUAUUUACUUUGGGAAAAGAUUUCUGGUGGCGUUUACCAGUUCCACCUCCACUCUCGCGACCCUCCUUGGUUUUCCACCCUCUGUUUUCAGUCAAGUUUUCCCGUGGUGGUGUCAGCAGAAAGCUUCUAACACUGAUACACACCUGUAAACAACAAGUGUCAAAGCUUUUCACAAGUUUCUUGUCGGUUUCGAUGGAAAAAAAAAAAAAAAAAGAAAAAGAAAAUCCAGUAUCUUAUCAGACUGCUCUUGAAACUUCCUCGCAAGUACAGUGGCGACAAAAAGUGUGCAUACAGCUUUUUUGAUUGUUUUGUGAUGAAUUUAAAAAAAAAAGAGAAAGAGAGAGACUGGGUGCGCCGGGGAGGGGUGGGGGGGUCUGGUUAAUCUGACUCAUAACCUGUACAGCUAAAUAGAGACGCAGAAAUGUUCCUUUUUUUGGGGGGGGUGUACAAUUUUUGGGGUUUACAAUCUGGCAUUUGAACAGGGGUGUGCAGACUUUUUCUAUCCAUCUAAUUCCAGAGGCCAUUGAGAUCCUCAUCAUGGUUUUUCUCCAGCAUACUCAAAGCUUUGGAAAAAAACUUUUCCUUUUUCCUUUUUUUUUUUUUUUUCGUCUUUGGGGACAGAAGGUGAGAAAACGCAGGCGAAGAGGAAGAGCUGAAGAGUAAGUAACAAGUGAGGAGGAUCAGUCAUCC
Hippocampus zosterae (dwarf seahorse) is the source of this 6367-nucleotide messenger RNA. Its product is annotated as WD repeat-containing protein 7-like. Lineage: Eukaryota; Metazoa; Chordata; Actinopteri; Syngnathiformes; Syngnathidae. The record is from RefSeq and is a predicted model, not a curated record. Gene Ontology annotation, cellular component: cytoplasm. Gene Ontology annotation, molecular function: protein binding.